CGUAUUAUUUGAAAAGAACGUAUUAUUUGAAAAAUAUCGUUUCAAGGGCAUCUUGUAUUACGGUGAUAUGAACGUCGCUUGUAGGUAAUAGGUCCUUGGUACGAGGUUGGUUUCAAAAGCUUUACCAAAAAGAGACCUAAUUAAACGUCUGUUUAGUGAUAUUAUUUUCUAGUUCGCCUUACUCAACCGAAAAUAACUUUAUUUAUUUUCUAAAUUCCAUGUAGGAAAAUAACAACGCGGUAUUUAGCAGUGUAGUUGUCUUAGCUAGGACGUGUCUUCGUCUGUUUAGUGACUUUAAGAAAUUUCACUGUCCAGCUUAAACGCCCACCUUUAAAGGGCAUGAUAGUUUACAACCUCUGCAUGUACACACAUAACCUCGUUCCCAUGCCCCAUUACUUACCUUUAACCCAAAAUUAGAGAAAAUACAAGAUGUCUUGGUGAGAGGGAUGGUUUAAACACAGAGUAAAACCUGAUGUGUGAGUUUAAAAGAAGUACAGGUGUAUUUUUUUGUUUUGUUUUGUUUUUUAUUAUUUUUUAUCUUUGUUUCGUUUCUUUAUUUAUAUCGAACAAAAAAUUACGGAAAUACAAUGUGAUAACGAAACAAAGCAAGCCAGAUGAAGUUUUUGUUUCUUCUCAAUCGCGAAAUAGAAAAAAGCCGAAAAUAACAGUGGGAGUAAGCCUAAGUUUACGGAAACAAGUUUGUGUAAAUAUAAAACUGGGGAGAGUCACAGUUGGUGUUGUCACGAAAUGAGAUAUAACUGAUUCGGAUUUGCGUUCUUUUUGUCUUCCCCUUUUCAAGUUUUCAGGUUGAAGAUUCGUCAGAUGUUAACAUUACCAAAAAACAUUAAGUGAGAAUUGGAUUUCUGUGGUGACAAAAAGAAACAAAAUGGAACAAUUUACGAUUAUAAGCAUAAUUCUACUGGUUGCUAAUGCGAACAUGGCAUCGAGUACUGUCGAUUCUAAAGUAGAUAUAAAAAACAGGCAAGCUAAAUGUCUUUUCCCUGGUAAAAAAUCAUUUUCGGCUUCACAAUCUGGGAAAAAAGAAAUCUAUUUUGGUGACGUCAAAACAGUAUUCACAAGUGAUGUAAAGAGGAAGCUGAAAACGUACUGCAGCAAAUGUGGAUUUAAUAAAGUCGAAUGUAACUGUACCUACCUUUUAAGCAUUUGCAAUUUUAUUAAAAUGAAAAGGAGAAAAAAUUUUACUUUUAAUUGUAUACGAUGGGAAAAUUUAACUAAAGCAUCGUUUAACGUCUUCUUUGGAAUUUGCGGAUUAGUUGGCAAUUUCAUCGUCCUUGCCGUGACGUGUUUCGCGCUCAGAAAAGUAAGCCGAUGCCAAUAUAUGAUCACAUGUCUAGCAGGUGUUGAUUUUGCAUUUUCCAUUCUGCAAAUUAUCAUAAAUGUGCCGCACUUUUGGACUUGUAGCUGGCUGUACGGUGAAUAUAUGUGCAAGUUUUUUUACGGUGCAAGCGAUUUAAGCUUUGUAUUAGCGUUGGGCUUUAUUUUGCUUAUUGCGAUUGAAAGAUUCACUGGGGUGGUGUGGAAUGUAAAAAAAUGCCGAAAGAGAAGAAUACUAUUUAUAGGUAUUGGAGUCAAUAUAACUUUAGCGCUGAUUAUAACAUUGACGCUUUCUCUAAAGACAUCUUUAUUUAGUGAAGAUUUAGGCGAGAAAAAAAUAUGUCGAGUGACAUGGUCAGACUAUUCGCUUCGAGUUUAUCAUUGGACUGUUUUUGUCGCCUGUUUUCUCAUUCCAAUAUGCGCGGUUGGAGUUUUAUAUUACUGUGUCAUAAAGAAGCUUCGUUCUGAAACAAAAAAAGCCUUUACCGCUAUCUUGGAUAACAGACAACGCAUCAAACGUCUUCGAAAGAACAAAAGGAUCAUGAAAACAUUGAUUUGCUUAAUAAUAGCACUUGUAAUUCUUGUACUUCCCAAUCGAGUGGUUUCCAUACUAUUCAGUUAUACUCAUUUUAAAUCUGUAACAGUUUACGCUAUAUUGGUCAUCAUUAAAUACGUACCGUAUUCUUUGCAUGUUGCCAUAAACCCAAUAUUGUAUUCGAUUAUCGAUGUUAACUUUCAAGAUGAUAUGAAGCAUCUGCUUAAGUGCACACUAAGAAGAAAUAAUAGUAGUCAUUUAAGUGAUCAUUCGGGAGCCAAUCACAGAUAUGUGAAUACACAACGGGUACAUUGUCAGACUCCAUCGAGAGAAAGAAUAGAACUUCAUGGUCGUAUUGUUCAUUAAGAGUUCGAUCACAAAACACGAUUUUAUGAUAAAUUCACCUUCGUUCCCACGGACUUUUGCCUUUUUUGGUAUGAGAUAACUAACAGGCAAAAAUCCCUGGGAACGAGGGUAAUGAUCAAUUUAUAAAUUUAUGGAGAACAUGAAAACAUUUUUAUUUGAAUGGCAGCCUGGUCAAAGGACAUGCUUUGUCAUGCAGCAAUAAAAAAAUCAAUUUGUAAUAUAGACGUAAUUAUUUAUUUAUUUAAAAGCAUUUUAGCAGCGAAGGGGUGACUACUACCCUCUGUCGCUACUACUUCAAAGGUAGAAACUUUCACGGGCUUCUGCCUAUUUCGCGAGGAAAAAAGUUAGGCAUAGACUUUCGCGAGAGACCACGGUUUUGCACAUUUUGUGGAAAAUACGUUCGCGAGUAAUUAAAGAAAGAUGAAAAAAGCUUAAAAAUUUUUAUGCAUAUUCACAUUUUUAGAACAGAUUCAAAUACGGUUAAAGGGGACCUCGUACCUCAAAAAAACGUUGCUAUAUCGAAAACAUAUCUGGUCUGGAUAACGAAUUCAAUGAUUAAUAAUUCCUUUCUACUCCGGUAUCUCUAAAAUAAGCAAAAACAUUUUACUAAAAUUAACCUCUUUUUAUG
Messenger RNA from Hydractinia symbiolongicarpus, 2864 nucleotides. RefSeq names its product galanin receptor type 1-like. Bases 887 to 2236 code for a protein of 449 amino acids. The record is from RefSeq and is a predicted model, not a curated record. Gene Ontology annotation, cellular component: membrane. Gene Ontology annotation, biological process: G protein-coupled receptor signaling pathway. Gene Ontology annotation, molecular function: G protein-coupled receptor activity. The transcript has 2 exons. NCBI's taxonomy places the organism in Eukaryota, Metazoa, Cnidaria, Hydrozoa, Anthoathecata, Hydractiniidae.